AUGGCCGCAAAUCGUCGGGUACCUGACGUCGACUUCGGCAACGACCCCAACGACGCCUCCGCUAGCCAACGUGCUGCAUUGCAGAACACACAGCCAAUCAUCUAUCCAUUCCCACAACUGAGUGGAGAAGGGACUACUGCAUUCCAUACAAACGACACUGCUUGUCCAUCACCCCGGUGUAUGUGUGGCGCCAAGUUCAGCCGAUCAGACGCACUCGCCCGGCACAUCAAGGCCAAAUCCAAUGGGAUCCCCGAACAUCCAUGCAACAACUGUGAUCGCUACCAGGGGAUGAAUGGCUUUCAUCGUCGUGACCACCUGGUUCAGCACAUGAGGUACUGCCGUGGACGCAAUGUCGAAAACGAGCCUCGCGAUCAUAGGGCUGAGCCUCUCCCUGCCGCUAUGGUUCCUGGUCCAUCUAUGCCCAUGAAUGAGGAUGCUAUCCCAUCGGACCAGCUUCCCCCAUUUGCUUGCACCGACCCCGAAUGCGACAAAUGGGGUAUGAAUGGCUAUCUUCGACUGCAGGACCUCAUCGAGCACCAGGGUUGGGCGCAUCCUUUCAUGUCUCAGGCCCAAGGUAGUAUGCCACAGUUUGAAGGCAACAUGCAGCCCUACCAGCCGAUUCAUGAUCUUCAGCCUGACCAGGCAAACAAUGCUCUCCAGGUCUAUCAGCUCUACAACACUUCCCAGGGCAACCAGCAAGACGCUGCCUUCAUGUUCUUCCAGCCGGUUGUUGCUCCUCAGCCCUUCCAGCCAAUUAACGCCCAUCAGUUUUGGGGACAGGACGGCGCCUCCCAGUUCCUCCAGCCAGGCGAUGCUCCUCAGCCUCCUCAGUCGGAGACCUAUUCGCAGCACCAUCAUCUGGAGGAUGUCUUUCAGUUCGAUCAGCAAGACGGCACUUCCCCCUUCCCGUUCUAA
Annulohypoxylon truncatum is the source of this 915-nucleotide messenger RNA. RefSeq lists its product as uncharacterized. The transcript has 2 exons. Lineage: Eukaryota; Fungi; Ascomycota; Sordariomycetes; Xylariales; Hypoxylaceae. The record is from RefSeq and is a predicted model, not a curated record. The coding region runs from base 1 to 915 and encodes 304 amino acids.